GCGGAUAGAAGGAGGAAUGAGAUAUUGAUAUUGAGCAUAAUCAAUUAUUAUUGUUUAUAAGUCGAGUUUGGCUGUAUCACUGGUGCACAGUUGGUUUGAGGUUGUCUUUGUCUGAGGGUUUGAGUUCCGCAGGUGCUGCAGUACCAGAACAUUGGCCCUACCUAAAACCUCAACUCAAUUGAACUACAUGAUGCAAUCAUUCAUGACAAUCUCAACUCGAUGAAGCAGUGGCUGAUAAUACAUCUUUCGCAAUCUCUGCUUAUACUUCAAAAAUGCUCCUUUCACUAAAACCCCUGCUUCUCAAGUCGACCCCAGUCUUGGCAAUAGUGAUGCACGGCCUUGUCGAUGCCCAAAAAACAUGAUCUACUCGAGACCCAAUAGUUGGAUCCUGCAUCAUUCUUUGGGAUUCUGCGGUUCCCCUUUUGGACUCAUCUCAUCUAGAGUCGGUCUUUUUUUUUUUUUUUUUUUGCAUUUCUCUUGCAAGCGUAUUCAUUCUAAAGCAAUACUUUCUACUUUCCUAUAAGUGAGUUUGCGAAGAGCAGUAAUUGAUGACGAAAUAGUCCUUUGAAGAAUACCGCAACGAACAUACAGUACAACCACGAAAUUUGCUUAUGGUCUCAGCUCAUUGGCUUCGAUUACCGUUAAUUCUCCAGUAUAUAAUUCAAUUCGAGUCUCCUAUGUUCGAGGGCGACACAAUAGGUGGUAUCGUCAACACAGUUUGGUUCUCUUACAUACCAUCAUUACUGUAUCAGUCCACUAAUAACCUUCACCAAAAUGGAGCGUGGCCGUCAACGGACUCGAAUCACGGGACCUCCUCAAAAUGCAACUCAAACAGCUGCCGAGUCAUCUGCGGAUGAUAGUCCAAGUCUAAGCCCUACCGGGUUAGACGUGAGAUUCACCUUAGACCAUCAACCUAGAGGGCGCUCUACUUCGCCUGCUCAAGCCUAUCUCGCGAGGCCAAGCGUGGACUCCCGAAGGAGCUCAUCGGUCAUGAGCAUAAUGCAGAUUGAUCAGAUUAUCUCCGAUGAUCGAAUCAACAUGGAGACGUAUGGGGUCUCCGAGAUACGCGAUGGCUUCUUUGACGCUCUCUUCUUAAAGCCGGACCCGGUGAAUCCAGAUGAGGUUGCUGAACGGUCCAAAGCUGCUCUGCCUAAGGAAUUCGAGAAGGGUCAUCCGUUAUCAGCAAAACACUUUCUCCCAAGGCAGCUCCAUGAGCUCAAAUCAGUGACACGCAAAGUUGCUACCACUAGAGCUGGCAUCAAGCUUCUAAAGUCGUUUCUUGCCUUUUUCAUCGCUUAUAUCUUGUGUCUGAUACAACCGGUCCACGACUGGCUAGGUUAUAAUGACUACAUCAUGGUGGUGUCUACCAUAAUAAAUCAUCCAGGUCGCAAUUUUGGUUCUCAAGUUGAUGGCACAGUAGGCACUAUCAUUGGUACUGCUGCCGGCCUUGCCUGGGGCUAUGUUGGCAUUUUGAUUUCAUCAACGAGUGAUGCUUUAAAGGCGUCUGGUUGGAUUAUUGUUGUCGUUUCCGCUGUGUUCUUUGCGGGCAUUGCAUUCAUACGUUCAUUCUUUAUCCGCCUAUACCAGACUGUUCUAUGUGCAGGCAUAGCCCUUGCGUUUACAACACUGGCCCAGACUAAUGGUAAUGCUUUCACCUGGCACAAGUCACUGCAAUACGGAAUUCCUUGGCUGUUAGGUCAAGCAAUUGCACUGGCGGUAAACUGUCUCGUCUUCCCUGAUGCCGGCAACCGCCUGCUUGCGGCCGCCUUUCAUAAAUCAUUCAAUACUAUGCAGGAAUCUCUUGUUAUCCCUAGGCCUAGAGAUACAGGACUCAGGAGGCGUCUUGCCAAAACAUUCAUGGACAUGUCACUUGCUUAUCGAGAUAUGAGAAUCGAUAUCACCAUCACUCGCUUCCGUCCAAAUGACGUGCGAGAGCUCCGUAAUUCAGUGCAAGGCGUGGUUAGGGCCCUUCUCUCUAUGAACACGGAUACGGAACUUUUCGAGGACUGGUCCGACACUCUUGAGAUCACUGUUGCAGAUGACGCGGGAAGUGAAUCCGAGGUCGAAGAUUCUGGCCGUAAGGUGGCUCGGGCUCUGUCGGGUCCUACUAGGGAGGUCAUCGAUUGUAUGUCAGAAGGUUUGAAGACAUGCCAUGCUGCACUCAUGGACCUGACAGGCUGGCGAAAGCACUUUGGCCCCUCUGCUGACGUUUCGUCUGACCUCGUUCCUGUCCAAUUGCGCAUGCAAAACAGCCUUGCAGCCUUCGAUACUGCGGAAGAUCAUCUCCUGAGAUCGAACGACAGGCCCGAAACGUAUGCCGAUCAUGGACAGGCUGUUGAAUUCCUCGUAUUCGCGAGACAUGUCCGCGAAACGGCAGGGACUGUUGUCAACCUCAUGGCCAUAGUUCAGGAUAUGCAUACCAGCUCUAAAAGGAUACGCGUCAACCUUCCUGUGUACCCUUUCGGGAAAGCUCUAUACAGAACAAACGAACAGGUUAGACACGAUCGUGGGGGCGUUACGGCUGGUAUGUAUCGAGCGACAUUUGCGGAGAUAGCAAAACUCAUAGAAACGACAAGAUCAACUGAGAAGCAUCAUCCUCGUGAGAACUACGAGGCGGUCACUGAACCAGAAGACUGCACAGUGGUCGAGUCGAUCAUCCAUGGCAGCCCUGCGUCGCAUAAAGAUAGGCUGGGUUAUAAGUUAUGGAAGCUCAUGCGCCGUGGUCAGGGGUUUGAAACCAAGUAUGCAAUAAAGGUUGUCAUUCUCCUUUCUGCUCUAUCUCUUCCUUGUUGUUUUGAAAGCACCUAUAGCUGGAGGAGGACGCCUUAUGAUGCAUGGUGGGCUGUCGCUAUGGGAUGGAUCAUGAUCCACCCUCGCAUAGGGGGCAACAUUCAGGACUUUUUUACUCGUGCUUUUGCCGCCAUUCUUGGUGCUGCGUGGAGUGGUGCAGCACAUGCAACGGGCGGCGGGAAUCCAUAUGUCCUGGGAGUCUUUGCUGCUAUAUACAUGAUUCCCAUGAUAUACCGCUUUACUCAGAGCACUCACCCGCGAUCUGGUCUUGUCGGCUGUCUGUCUUUCGCCGUAAUAUCUCUCACGUUGCGAGACGACAGUUCUGGAACUUCCGUUACACUACAGGGUGUUUAUAAGGGCUUGGUGUUUCUUAUCGGUACCAUAGCACCCAUCAUUGUGAAUUGGAUACUUUGGCCCUUCAUCGCUCGACACGAACUACGGAUCGCACUAUCAUCAAUGAUUUUAUACAUGAGUAUAAUGUACAGAAAUGUUGUUGCAAACUAUGUUUACUUCGACGAGGGUAAAGAUCCGACCCCUGAGACUAUCAGACGUUCUGAGAUGCUCGAAAGUCGGAUGCGUGAAGGUUUUGUCAGAAUCCGACAACUCCUUGUCAUGUCACGUCAUGAAAUUCGUCUUCGAGGCCCUUUUGACCCAAUCCCUUACUCGUGUCUCGCUGCCUCAUGUGAGCGAUUCUUCGAGUAUCUCAUUUCUGUUCGACAGUCCGCCCUCUUUUACAACCCAAAUUACAUCCGAGACAAUCCCGUGGCUGCUGAGAAGCUGCAUAGCUACCGGCGUGAUGCAGUGGCCGCUAUCCUCGGGAACUUGUACAUCCUCGCCGUAGCAUUGCGAUCUGAGCGCAAAGUUCCUCGCUAUCUACCAAGUGCUGCUGCAGCAAGAAAGAAGCUCCUUCAUAGAACCGCCGAAGUGGCCAGAGAAAUGGAAGAAGACACCGAAGGCUAUGAGCUUGAGCGACAGAAAACGUGGAGUGAUAUAUAUAGCUACUCAUACAAUGCGAGUCUUACUGGCUGUGUGGCCCAGCUGGAAGAGUUGGAGCGGUUCACAAAGCUCAUAGUAGGAGAAAAGAAGUUCGAGCGCCCCGCAAAACGCAUAGAAGACGAUGAUGAAGAUACUGAUGUAUCGCCUGAGCGGCUUUGAUUGAUCCUAUAUUGAUCUUAUCCUAUCCAUGCAAUGCAAUGCUAAACCAGUUCCGCUAAUCAAACAUAUGCGCCGUUGGUCAUUUCGUUCAAGAUGUCCCUCGUGAUAAGUUUUCCUUUUAAUAACGCCUUGUCGCUAAUCCUGGCCGUUUUCGGUGAACGCCUGCGGUUCUCCUUUCCAGAACAUUUCUUCCGUGGUGAUUUAAUCCUUUGUGUAGGGCCUGUUGCUGUGAUCUGUGUACCAAAGUCCUCAAAAUAAUGGUUCUCAAGCGCAUUGGCGGGCAUUUCGUAGAUCCAAUUCCGGUCCUCCAUCAAAGAUAUGAAUCGGCUUAGCAUACUGUCGCUGCCGCUGCCCUUGAGUGUCGAUUUGCUCCCAACAACGAGGAGCUUUGUUUUGGCUCGUGUGAAAGCAACAUUGAUUCGUCUCCAAUCCUUCAACAGGUCUCCAAUGUUACACGCUUCAUUGCUUCGCACGAGACUGAGGACAAUCACCUCCUUAUCUCGUCCCUGGAAACGAUCGGUUGUGUGCAUCUCUACUCCAGAGAACAUCUUGAGCUUGUCUUUGAGCAUAAAUAGCUGUGCUCGGUAGUGUGUCAUCACACCAAUUUCAGAGUCUGGAACUCCAACUGUCAAAAGGCCGUCAACGAGCUGAGAAACGAUGCGGACUUCAGCCGAGUUGACGAUUCGUUUGCCUUGGGCUUCUUCACGAACAGGAGGUUGGAUUGUGUCAGUGUUAACGAAACGCACGCGUGCCUCGCUAUCGAGAAGGUCAUAUAGCCAGCAUCGAUUCGGACCGGGGGCAGCGCAGAACGACCGGGGAGUUGCUGCAUUGAUGGUUGAUGCGUCAUAGUGUCGCUGCAUGAGAGCCUCCAUUCGUGGAACUUCAAGUUUCCGCCUUCGAAGCUGCUCUGUACCGCACCGAAGCCUUCCAUCAUAGAUGAGAGUGUUGCUCAGAGUCAUGAUAUCCUCACACAUGCGGUAUUGAUGUUCCAAGUUGACGACCGAUUGGGGGUGAGUGUCGGACAAGAGUUUGAACAGGCUGACAUCGAGACCGCCUUCGCGUGCUUCUUCGUUCUUGACCACGGGCGGAAGCUGGUUGUGGUCGCCAACAAGGACAAAAGUGCGAGCCAUUCUGAUCGGACCAGCGCAGAUGGGCAGGGUAAUUUGUGAUGCCUCGUCCACGAUGCAGUAAUCAAAGGAGCGUUCGUGGAAGACGGGAUGGUUGAUACCGAGACAUGUCGUUGCGACGAUUGGUGUCCCGUGCCAUGCAUUUUUGAUCUCAUCGAACGACUUCAUUGGGUGGCCUGCAAGAAUAGCGAAAUCCUGGACGUCGGGGUGUACUUUAGCGGGGGCUCCCAGACGAAGGAUAGGUAUCUUGUCAGCCUUGAGUUUCAGCAGAAUGUUGUCCACAGCAGUAUGUGUAUGCGAGGUCAGAAGCACACUCUUCCCCUGGGAUGUCAAAGCGCGGAUGAUAUGAGCAAUGGUUGUUGUUUUUCCAGUACCGGGCAUUCCAAGAACAAGUGCGUAGUCUUGAGCACUCAUGACUUUUUCAAUGGCUCGAUGUUGAUCAACAUUGAGGCUAUCUCGAUCCGAUACGAUGUACUGAGUUGGUGCAGCCUUAAAUCUGGGUGCUUCUAAAUCGACAAUCAGUCGUCGAAUUUGCCGCGCUCCCACGAUAUCGUCCGCCAUCAUCUGCACGAGGUUGUUGCGAACAGUCGCCAUUCCGUUGCUGAAUUCAUCUUGGUCGAGUCGAUAGCGAAUAGGGGCCUCUUUAAUUUUGCCCGUUGCCUCAUCCUGGGUCGCGCCCUCAUGGGCAACGUCCAUAAUGCUAGCAAAAAUCUGGUUGUCCCUCUCAUCGAAGCCAGGUUGUCGAAUGCGGGCAUUAUGGAGUCGCCUAUCGACUGCAACACUUAUUCGUUGCCUCUUGACCGCUGUAACGUAGCCUAUGGCCAAGGCGAAAUGGCCCUCCUCGUCAGAGACCACAAUUGGCUCUCCGACUGACAACUCAGACUCCAGGAAUGAGAAUCCUGAAACUUGAACUCGCUUGACAAAGGUGUAGUGGUAUCGAUUGAUCCUAGGGUUGUCCGUGUCGACUGAAGCUGAACCUUCUUCGAUGAUGACAUCUGCAAAGCAUCGAGAUUUCUUUUCUCGUUCAGCACUAGUCAUUGUCCAUAACUCUCUCUUGGUUUUUUGGCUCUCCUUCUCUUCUUUGGUCAGUAAAUUCUCCCACUUGAUGAAGAAUUGUUGGUGAUGAGGGGUUAAAUGCUUGACGAGCUCAUCAAAUUUCUCGUUCAUACCACUCGAGUCCCCAUCUCCGUCGUCCGCGAGUCGAUGAUAGAUAAAACAUGAUGUCUUGGCGUAGCAUUUCCCACACAUGUGCUUGCUCUUGAGCAUUGGUGGCAACUGGACGCUUCUUUCUCGAACGUAGCAUGCUAGUUGGUUUCUUUGCAUGAUCAUAUGUCGAAGCUCGUGUCGGAUUGCGGGAAUACGCAUCGUCUUGGAUGUUUCCAUAUAGUAGAGGAUUCCAUAUGCAAUCUCAAUGUCGUAGCGGUCCGAUAAGAGCAAAGUAUAGAGUGCUGUUUGAGCCAUAUGGUUACUGUUUGCAUGUUUACCCGUCUUGACCUCAAACGGCACAGUCAAAGUCCGAAUAUCAUUUCCAUCUUGCAUUGCAACUUCAACGGUUGCGUCGAUGUUGCCCUUGAGUCCGUACAUUGGGGACCACACGUGUUCCUCAACAUCCAAGAGCUUGGUAACGGCCAUGUUGGCCUUCUUCCCGUUUCGGUCUUCAACUACCGCAUCCUCCUUUGGGCGGGAAGAUACGAAAGCGCCAGCCCAGUAACUCAAUUCGGUCAUUUUCGAUUGUAGAUGCUCUCGAGCUGACGGUAUGCCAACUUUGAUAGUAUAAAGGUCUUCGACAUGCUUUUCUGUUAUUCGGUCGAUGACGGCGCAUAAAAAAGGGAGAUCCCACUUAUUAGCAAGAAGGGCCUCUUGGAAAAUUUCGUGUAGCAUUGUUCCAUAGAUAAGGGGUGGUGUUGGUGGACUGGUGGCCUUGACACGAUCUUGCAGCACAGCACGGCGCAUGCAACCGAACGAGUCAGCCACUACAGUUGCGGAUAUGAGUUGAUCAGGGUGUAGAAUAAGAAGAUUUUGGCCAUCGUCGAUGAUACAUUGACCUCUUGAAGAGAAACCGCCUAUAAUGUGAACGUAGGCUUCUGCAUGGGCUGGUGUGUCAAACCAUGAGGCCCUCAGAUGAACCGUCUUGAUAUCUUUUGAGUUGUCGGCUUGAAUGAGAAGAAUCUGAGGUUGCGAAUCAGCAAUAUUCGAGUAUGAUUGUCGAUUAAUUUACCUUUUCUGGUCGUGCAUGUCCAUAUUGAUCCGUAUACUCGCCCUCCAAGACAUUCGUCACCAGGUAUCGUUGGAUUGUUCUUGGUUUCCGGCUCUACCUGUUACUUAGCAUAUGGCGGAUCCUCCUAGGUUGUUCGACGUACGUCUCCGGAGCAGUUCUGGGCUGCUUGUGUGGCUGCCAAUUCCACGGCUUCAAAAUCAAAGUCUCCGCCAAAUGCGUCUCCAAAUUCAUCAUCCAAGUCGUCGAGUUUUGUUGUUGCUGGAGCCUGUGAUACCUGUUGAGAGUCCGCAGUAAUGAGAUCUUCUGCCUCGUCGAAGAAGUCAUCGUCCAAGUCGUCAAAUUCAUCCAGCUUGCCGUCAAACUUCUCCGGUGUCUCGUCAUCGAUCUCGCACAGUGGGUUAUUUUCAGCUACUGCUACCUCUGGUUGCGGAUUCGUUUCCAAUUGAGUAGUGUUGAUGCUGGCUUCAAGUUGCAUUAUUGUGUCGUCGUCAAAUUCGUCAAAGUCAUCAUCACCAUAGUCCGAGGAAGCAGGUUCUGGAGGUAGCAAUUGAACUGGAGGUCGAGCUGGAACCUGAACAUGCUGUUGUGCAGGGUGUUGUGCAGGCGUUUGGGACCUGGCUUGGGUUUUUGAGAGGCGUGGAGAGCCACUGCUAGUGGUAUAUAUCCGCCUCUUCUUAGGAGAAGGAGAUUCUGGAGCAUCUUGAGGCUCCUCGCGGGGCUCCUCACUUGGCCCGUUGAUGCUACUGGUCACCGUAUCGAGCAGUGCAUUUACCAUUGAAGACUUGGACGCCUCCAUCUCUUCCAUCUCGGUACUCAGGCGACUACCUGACGUCGAUCUUUCAACCCUUCUCCUUUUGGGCCAAUUCAAGCCGCAACUUAUUGCUCGUCUGAGAUUGGAUUCGCCAACCGUUGGUUUCGAUGGCCGUGGCGAAGACGAUACCAUCAGCUGUGCAAGUGCAGGGUUUGCAAGUCCUAGAGGACUACCUGCAUUGUCGGUUCCGUUUAGCGAGUAUCGGUCCCAUAAUUCCAGUGUUGGAUCCGCGUGUGGUGACUUGAGGGCUUGCGCCAGCUUCUUGACGUUCACCGAGGGUGUGUUGGACUUGUCCGCUACCGGAGAUGAAACAGGCGAUGAGCUCCUAGCACGCUUUCUUCCUUUGCGGUUCAACAUGGGAGACAAUGCUGGCAUGUACAACGUAUCCUGUCUGUUGUCCCAGAGGAGCCGGUCAUUUGGCGAUGUAGUUGUGUCAUCUUCGGUACCACCUGCAGGUUCGAGCAGCUCUUGCCAGGUCAAUCGAGUAGCGGGCGUAGUCGUUGUAUCGUCCUUGGUUCGGUUGUUUGAUACAUUCUGUUCGUUUUCUGUGCUCUCUGAGACUGAUUCGCCAUUCGCGGGGUGAUACUGAAACUUAUUGAGCUUGUUCUUGGUCAACUCGGACACAGGCUGGAGGGCUCGAGGCCUUGGUGUUUGCUGAACAGGGUUGCUCCUCGAUCGCUGCCAUGGCGAGCGCUGUAACCGUUAGUGAUGCUCAAC
Messenger RNA from Fusarium odoratissimum NRRL 54006, 8818 nucleotides. RefSeq lists its product as uncharacterized. The record is from RefSeq and is a predicted model, not a curated record. Lineage: Eukaryota; Fungi; Ascomycota; Sordariomycetes; Hypocreales; Nectriaceae. The coding region runs from base 775 to 3945 and encodes 1056 amino acids. The transcript has 6 exons.